Molecule: messenger RNA, 835 nt
Organism: Aureococcus anophagefferens
Lineage: Eukaryota; Pelagophyceae; Pelagomonadales; Pelagomonadaceae
Exons: 5
Coding region: 143-742 (199 amino acids)
Biological process (GO): protein neddylation
Cellular component (GO): nucleus
Molecular function (GO): NEDD8 transferase activity
Source: RefSeq, a predicted model, not a curated record
GCGCUCGACGCCGCCGCCGGCCGUCGUCUGCCGCGCCUUCGUCGACAGCGCUUCGACAGCGCCUCUCGACUCCGGGCGCUCUACAUAGCUUGCCCGUCGCACUGCCCCGAACCCGAGCCAGCCCCGCACCGCCAACUUCGUCAUGAUUCGCCUGAAAAAAAAGUCAACACCGGCUCCGGAGCCCACCGCCGCCAAGGCGGAUGAGGCGAUGCCCGACGCGGCGCCCGCGGAGGGCGAGAAAGAGAAGGUCAGCAUCCUCGGAAUCGGGGGCAAGAAGAUGUCGAAGGGCACCGGGUCGAAGAAGCGCAAGACGCCCGGCGAGAUCCGCAUCCAGAAAGACAUCGCGGAGCUCGACGGCGGCGACGUGGCCGUCAUCAACUUUCCUAACGCGAACGACCUGACCAAGUUCCACGUUGUCGUUACGCCGGACACGGGCUUCUGGAAGGGCGCGACCUACCACUUCACGUUCUCCAUCCCGGCCAUGUACCCCCACGAGCCGCCCAAGGUCCACUGCGACACGAAGAUCUUCCACCCGAACAUCAACCUCGAGGGCAACGUCUGCCUGAACAUCCUGCGCCAGGACUGGAAGCCCGUGCUCGACAUCAACGCCGUCAUCUACGGCCUCAUCUACCUCUUCUACGAGCCGAACCCGGACGACCCGCUCAACAAGGAGGCCGCGGCGCUCUACCGCGACGACAUCAAGAUGUUCGAGCGCCACGUCGCCCGUACGCUGCCGCGAUGAGCGGCGCGCGGUCCUUCGGCCGGCGGCUCGCGAGGGGACGGACGCCGCCCCGAGCCCUCGGCCUCACAACGCGCUCGCGCCGGGAGCGUAAAC